Molecule: messenger RNA, 1182 nt
Organism: Ambispora leptoticha
Lineage: Eukaryota; Fungi; Glomeromycota; Glomeromycetes; Archaeosporales; Ambisporaceae
Source: the annotation of a GenBank genome assembly
ACAGGCGACAUGGCGGCCUCUUCGACCGCGGUCGUAGAGCUUGGCUUUGCCGAGCCACCCGCACAUCCAUUAACUUCUGAAAAGUUUCCCAGCAAAAUCGGCGGGAGGCCGGCAUGGUUAAACCCUCAGCAUAUUUUGUCAGCAGAUAAAGUAGAAUGUGGCGUAUGUAAAAAACCCAUGGUAUUAUUGUUACAGCUUUAUGCGCCGGAAGAUUAUCCACCUGAAGCAUUUCACCGAAUGAUUUAUGUUUUUUGUUGCAAGAAUGGUUCUUGUCAUAAAUUAUCUUGGAGAGAAAGCUUUAAAGUAUACCGUAGCCAGCUUUCAAGGGACAAUCCAUAUUGGUCAGCAUCACCAUCAGCUUCAAGCAAAGAGCUCGAAGACCCGAAUCAAAAAAUUGCUAAUGAAUCAUCACCAGAUAAACAAUUGUCAAACAGAAAUCGGGAAAAGUUGCAAUAUGAUGAUCUAAAGCAAAUUCAUCAAAAAUUACAAAAAUUAGAUAUCAGCAAAUCCAAAGCAGCCAUUCAAUGCAUUGUUUGCGGUCUUCUCGGGUUUAAAACCUGUGGGAAGUGUAACAUCGUGCGAUAUUGUUCAAAAGCUCAUCAAAUUGAACAUUGGAUAACAGGACAGCAUAAGACACAUUGCAGUAGUAUGAAUUUGUCAUCUAUGUCGACAGAAAAUGAUGACAAAUUGUGUCAGAAUGCGAUUUUGUUUCCAGAGUACGAGAUUGUAAAUGAAUCUGAAACAAAUGAGGAUGAUGAAGAUGAGAAUAGGGAAAAUGAGAAUUCACAAGAGGUUAGCAAUUCUCGAGCUCUCGUUCCUACUGGGGAUGAAAUUUAUGAGGAAUCACAGGUAAACGUAGAUAAAGCUUUUUUGAAAUUUCAAAAAAAGCUGGAAUUUAAUCCUGAUCAGGUGCUGAGAUAUGCACGAGUUGAAUAUGAAGUCGACAGAAAUCCUGAUCCUUUAUGGGUCAGUGAUCACGAAAAACCGGAUUUACAGCGAGAUAUACCUGCUUGUCCUUAUUGUAGUAACCCGCGUACUUUUGAAUUUCAGAUACUUUCUACCCUAUUAAAUUACCUGAAGAUUGAUCACACGAAACGAGAUUCUCUCGAUUGGGAGGAAUUUAUUUGGCGUCAAGAUUUUUCAGAGGAGGGAGUUAGGCUGGAUCGAACACAAAAAGAAUAG